UAGGGAUAUCCUAACUAAUCUACAACAAAGAGAUGAGUUAAAUUAUUGAGACAUCGAGAUCAUAUACAAUGCAAAGCAGAGAUAAACUGAAUGAAUAUACGGAGAGGUCGCAGGUGAAAAAGACCCAAUGGCUACACGGGUUAGUUUUGGGAAUGAAACUGAGUGGGUAGGUGGGAAAAUAUGAUAUUUGGAUUUGAGUAGGUCAAGAAAUCAAAUGGGUAGGGAAUAAAAAGAGAUCAUGCAAAAGACAAAUGAUAUGUACAAGAAAUGGGGACUCACUAUAAAAUGCAGGUAAAGCAACAGAGAGGUUGAUGUAUUGCAAGAAAUGGGGGGGGUGAAGAAAUGAGCACUAGAAAGGAUUUUGGUGGCUCUCUCCCUGUUGCAAAUGUCCAAGCUCUUGCUUCCGACAAUUCUGGUGACAUACCAAUCCGGGACCUCCGGGCAGAACUCCAGUCAGAAGAAGUUUUGGUGGAUGAGUCUCCCCACAUUCCCAUCAUAGAUAUGAGGAAGCUCAUGGUUGAUGAUGAUGAAAUGGAAAAACUCCAUUUUGCCUGUAAAGAUUGGGGCUUCUUUCAGUUAAUCAAUCAUGGGGUGGAAGAAGUAAUUGAGAAAAUGAAGAUGGAUGUCCAAGAAUUCUUUAAGUUACCUCUAGAGGAGAAGAAUGCUUAUGCACAGCCACCAAAUAACAUUGAAGGUUAUGGUCAAGCCUUUGUUGUUUCUCAAGACCAGAAGCUUGAUUGGGGUGACAUGCUUUUCCUUUUUCCUCUGCCAGCCUCUCUAAGAAAUAUGAGACUAUGGCCUGAGAAUCCCACUUCUUUCAGGGAAACAUUGGACAAUUACUCCUCAGAGCUGCAUAGAGUUUCAAUCAACCUUCUGAGGUCAAUGGCCAAGAACCUGGGGGUAAAUCCCGACAAGCUUGCAAGCAUGUUUGAGGAUGGCACACAGGGAGUUAGGAUGAAUUAUUAUCCACCUUGUGUGCAUGCAGACAAGGUUAUGGGCCUCACUCCCCACUCUGAUGCCACAGGACUCACCCUACUAGUUCAAGUCAAUGAAGUGCAAGGUCUGCAAAUCAAGAAAAAUGGCAAAUGGGUUCCCAUUAAACCUGUCCCUGAUGGAUUAGUUGUCAACAUUGGUGACAUCAUUGAGAUCAUGAGCAAUGGGGAAUACAAGAGCAUAGAGCACAGAGCGGUGGUGAAUCCAGAAAAAGAACGCCUCUCCAUUGCCGCAUUUCACAGUCCAGAUCAUAGGACCAUGAUUGGUCCUCUGCCAGACCUUAUAAAAGAGAACAGCGCAAACUAUAAGACUACAAGUCAUGAUGACUUUCUACGAAUUGUUGUAACCAGAAAACUUGAUGGUAAGAGUUUAUUAGGACAAAUGAAAUUUGCAGAUUGAUUCAUGUUCAGCAAAAAUAAUUUCAGUUGAAUAAGUGAAGUUCUGAUGCAAGUUUCAUUUCCUCAUACAUUUCAUUGACAGUUAAACUAAAACAUGGGCUCUUCUAGGAAUCACAUUGCUGCUGAAUAGGCAAUGGUGUUUUAAUCUAUUAUGAUAAAUGAAGGGUAUUCAGUUUU
Molecule: messenger RNA, 1568 nt
Organism: Vitis vinifera (wine grape)
Lineage: Eukaryota; Viridiplantae; Streptophyta; Magnoliopsida; Vitales; Vitaceae
Product: S-norcoclaurine synthase 1
Exons: 4
Coding region: 343-1392 (349 amino acids)
Source: RefSeq, a predicted model, not a curated record